Molecule: messenger RNA, 1719 nt
Organism: Nannizzia gypsea CBS 118893
Lineage: Eukaryota; Fungi; Ascomycota; Eurotiomycetes; Onygenales; Arthrodermataceae
Exons: 3
Coding region: 1-1719 (572 amino acids)
Biological process (GO): cyclic threonylcarbamoyladenosine biosynthetic process
Cellular component (GO): mitochondrial outer membrane
Molecular function (GO): ubiquitin-like modifier activating enzyme activity; tRNA threonylcarbamoyladenosine dehydratase activity
Source: RefSeq, a predicted model, not a curated record
AUGGACUACCCACGAUAUCAUAAUUACAGCCGGUCACAGGAUUACGAAUAUUACGACCACAACCCAUGGCAAGAUAGUGACGAUAAGAAGCAGAUUGAACGUCGCUACACAUACACGCAGGACAGUGAACCUGAACCACCAAGGGCAGCCAGGCAAGGUGGAAGAAGGUCAGAAACGAUGUCUAGCUGGAUACAGCGCCAGGCAGGCUCGCAUGGCGUGCAGCUGGCGGGUGCAGCGGUGUUGUCUGGGGUUGCAGUAGCCAGUGCGAUUCUUGGUUACCAGAGUGUGAAGCGCCAGGCAGCUGUUGAAAAGCUCAAGGCCUCGAUACCGGCCUUGGAUGAGAGUUCUGCUGAGGAGACUAUGAAGCUUACAGAGUAUGGUAUAGUGACACCACCGAUAAGCGAGGAGGAUCGAAGGAGUGCUUUACUGGCUAAGAGAGCUCAGCAGGGAGACUAUGAUGAUGAUCUCAUACUCGAACAGCUUGCUCGAAACCGUGUAUUCCUUAACGACGAAGGCUUAGCAAAGCUCCGAUCCUCCUUUAUAAUAGUUGUUGGCUGUGGGGGAGUUGGCUCCCAUGCGGCUGCGGCCCUUGCUCGAUCGGGCGUUGGAAGAAUUCGGCUUAUAGACUUCGACCAAGUUACCCUCUCAUCACUGAAUCGACAUGCGCUCGCGACAUUAGCGGACGUCGGAACAUCAAAGGUUAAAUGCAUCGAAAAGAGGCUGCAACAAGUUACCCCCUGGGUGCGCUUUGACUGCCGAAACCAACUAUAUAGCGAGGCAGCGGCCGACCAACUUCUGACCCCAUGGUCCAUGGCGAAUGAUACGGUUACCCGCAAGCCGGAUUAUGUCCUGGACUGUAUCGACAAUAUAUCAUCCAAGGUCUCGCUGCUUCACUACUGCCACUCACGCGGUAUCAAGGUGAUUUCGUCUAUGGGUGCGGGGUGCAAAUCUGACCCAACCCGUGUUGCCAUAGGGGAUAUCUCACUCAGCCUGGAAGAUCCUCUAUCGAGGAGCACACGACGCCGUUUGAAAAUGCUAGGAGUUUCAAGCGGUAUACCUGUCGUUUUUUCACUUGAGAAGCCAGGCCCAGGAAAAGCCGAGCUCCUACCUUUGGCCGAAGAGGAGAUUAACAAGGGUGAUGUCUCUGACCUGGGAGUGCUACCGGAUUUCAGAGUCCGUAUACUUCCAGUUCUAGGCACCAUGCCUGCUGUUUUCGGCUAUACCAUUUCAAACCACGUCAUAUGCGAGGUGUCCGGGUAUCCUAACGAAUACAACCCGGCGGGUAAAAACAGAGAUAAAUUUUACGACAGCAUUUUGGGAGGCUUACAGGGAACAGAAGCUCGUCUUGCAAAGACUAUAGAAGGCCAAGACCCGGUUGGACUGAGAGUCCCGAUCAGCAAAGAGGAUGUUGGAUACCUUAUUGAAGAGGUAUGGAGAAGCAAGAGUGUCGUCAGUGGCCUUACCACUCGACUUGUACUGGUAAGAUGGGAACGGCCUGCCCACGGCUUUGGGGCAGACCCGGAACUGCUCAAGCAGGGCCAGAAGGGGACACGUUUACAGCUCAGCGAGCUAGUGUGUAUGACCAAGGAGGAAGCACUGCACCACGAGAAGGAGGUGCUUAGUGGAGGCAAGCAACAUUCCGAGGUCUACGAUAAUACGAUUAUACAAAAAGUCAGAGAGCGUAUGGCGGAAGAGCGUUUCUUCCAGAGAUAUAGAUGA